Cydia pomonella (codling moth) is the source of this 1050-nucleotide messenger RNA. RefSeq lists its product as uncharacterized. The coding region runs from base 410 to 799 and encodes 129 amino acids. The record is from RefSeq and is a predicted model, not a curated record. The transcript has 2 exons. NCBI's taxonomy places the organism in Eukaryota, Metazoa, Arthropoda, Insecta, Lepidoptera, Tortricidae.
GGCAGCACAGGAGCCGUCAGAUUUUUGGCGCGAGGCGUAAAUGUGAUGUUUAUUGUUCCGAUGUAGCCCACAAGAUGGCAGAACCUACUAUGCACAAGAAAACACGACGUGUAAAUGUACAUGUUUAUGGUUCAGAUUCAGGCCACAAGAUGGCAGACCCUCCAACGCGUACGGUCCCUUUAGGCGCCGCUGAAUUCUCGUCAUUGCAGCCGUGAGAGUAUAACUCAAGUAUGGAACCAGAUGGAACCCCAUAAUUUAUAGUAAUGAAACCUCACUUCCCAAACUUUUUUCACAAUCGAUAACGACUUAAACAUCCCCUAGCAACAGUCAACCCCAGACAACCCUUCAAAUACCUGUAAAUACUGUACCCCAAAUACAAGUUCUCCUACAGAACACUUGUACUCCAAAGAUGCAGAAUCAGCCAACGGAGCCGGAGCCCAAGAAGCGCCGGGUGCCGCUGUACCCCGGGUUCCCGGAGUUGGCGCGGUCCGACGUCAGCAUACAUCCGAGCUACACCAAGCUGGCCCUGGCUUAUCGCGUAGUCUGCCGCCACCGCUACCACUGGGCCAAGGUCGCCCAGCGCCGCCAGUUCAUGAAAGAGCUCCACAGCUUCGAGCGUCUCCAGCCGCUCGCGCUCGGCGGCGUCCGCGUGCACCGCGAGUUCUCGCAGGGCAUACUGUCUCACGUUAUACCGCCACGGAGAUAUAUACAGAAGCUUACCCCGGACCCGCUGAAUAGUAAGCAAAGGAUGCGAGUUGAGGAGAUUAUCAGUGGUCGGGCUAACUUUAGCCAGAAAUAAAGAUUUAGCCAGUAUAAAAUAUUUUUUUAUGGGUGUGGAAGGUUAUUAUUAUUAAAUGCUAUGGUCAUAAUUAUUAAAUGCUUUAUUGCACACUACAAAAAAAUGGUACAAAGUAUGAAAAGAUAAUAAUCUGUAUAAUUAUCCUUCAUGCUUCAGCAAAGACAGCAAUUCAUUUUAUUAUACACUUAAUUGAUCAUUUUCUGAAGUGAGAUUUAUCUUUAUUAUCACAAUAAACUGGUUUACCUAAGAUA